Messenger RNA from Fusarium musae, 1209 nucleotides. RefSeq lists its product as uncharacterized. Lineage: Eukaryota; Fungi; Ascomycota; Sordariomycetes; Hypocreales; Nectriaceae. The record is from RefSeq and is a predicted model, not a curated record. The coding region runs from base 1 to 1209 and encodes 402 amino acids. The transcript has 2 exons.
AUGAACCAAGAUACGUUGUACAAACUCAUGCACCUAUCAUCCAUCAACCACAGCCAACUCGGCGACGACACCGGGCCCACAGUCGAAGACAUGCGAUGGAACAUGUGGUUGGCAUCAACUACCAAAGGGAGACAACAGCAGUCCGUUCAGUCAAGUCGAGAUGAGGGGCCCCAAAGACCCAUCAGCCCGAGUCUAAGCAACUAUAUGAACACCUCCAAUGACAAGUCGUAUUCAGAAGAUCUGAUAAGCAGCGAAAACCAAGGGCAGAACUUAUUACAUGCGAACGAGGAGCCACAACCAAGGUCUUCAGAAACGUACCCAUCUAGCAUACCUCCAUCGGAGAGCCAACACGAGCCAUUGGACGACGAACAAGAGCUACCCGAGCUUCAAGCAAGAGAGCAAUUUGCUGAUAUCCCGCCAGCAACAAGUCCUUGCGCUCUACCUAAAAGCUCGAGCUACGAGAGAAGUGAGAAUAGUCUUAAAACGAGAAGCGACCUGGUUCUCCCAAUGGGCUCCUUCAUGCCAGUGGCUCCCAAUGUUCAAGACCUCCUGGACCUCUUGGCUGCUAGCGAGGAACAGCAGGAGCCAAAUAUUGAGGACCCAACCCAACAAGAAACGACACCAAAUGCUGACGAGGAAGACGAAAUUUGGAAGAAGUUUGUUCUUGAUGACGAUAGCGCCGAGAUUAGCCGAAAGGCUCGAGAGGAGGCGCAUGAACAGACCAAAUGCGCACUGGGUUUCAAGAAGCCAAAUGUUCCCCGAAUGUUUGCAGAAUCAUCUUUGCCUUCAGGGUCGAGCGCACCGCCAAGCGAUAUCGCAGAACCCCCUUCAGCAUCCCAAAGAGAAACACCGACAAUGGAAGGACGUAACUUUAUUUUGGCAGAUGACCAAAUUCAAGAUAUACCGGGCGCAGAGCUGGAAGCCCCGUCAUCGGAGACCGCCGCAAGGGUAGAUAUCGCGGACGCGACCGACUCUAUCAUUGCUCAACCCUCCUCGCCUCAACCGCUGCAUGCCGAGUUCAAGUUCCAUCAACCGCAGCUCUUUGUUGGUCGAUUAGCUAGUGACGUCCCUUCCACCAAAUCGCCAGUUUACUUGGAUGCGCCACGGAGCAAGGGAAGACGGCAACGAUCUAGAAGGCGCAGGGAUAAGGGGCGGCCUGAUUUCCGCACCAUGCCAAACUACAAUGACGACCCAAUCGAGGAGGAUUAA